Molecule: messenger RNA, 606 nt
Organism: Indicator indicator
Lineage: Eukaryota; Metazoa; Chordata; Aves; Piciformes; Indicatoridae
Exons: 2
Coding region: 1-606 (201 amino acids)
Source: RefSeq, a predicted model, not a curated record
AUGCGACAAAGUCUCUGCUGUGCCUCCGCGGCGGGCACCCCCCAGCCCUACAGCGAGUGCCCCGUCCCGCCGCACGCUACUCCACACAGCGCUCCAAGGGGAAACCUGUCCCCGGUGCCACAGCACAGCCCCGCACGGCCGCGGCAGCUCUCCCCACGUCCCACCAGUGACAGACCCCUCAUCCCCCCACCUCACCCCCCCCCCAACCUGCCAGUGACAGAUCUCACCUCUGAGCCCCCUCAGCAGCAGCCGCCGGUACGCACUGACGUUCCCCCUGCCAACGCACCGCUGCCCGCAGCUCCGCCGCCCUGCCCGACCCAGCCUCGCCGCCGCUGCCGGAGCCGCUCCCGGCGCCUGCCCCGCCCCUCUCCCGCCAACGCCAACGGGGCGGCGGGCGGAGCCGCUGCGUGUCGAGUCCAGGCGGCAGGAAAGGACCGGCCGUACCCCGGGAAACCGCGCCCGGAACCUCCGUUCCGGCUCGCAACGCGUCCGCUUCCUUUCGCGGGGGCUGGCCUUGGAGGGUGGCGAGUGCCUCGGCGUCCGCGCCAAGGGCUGCUGGCGCUGAACGGGCGCAGGCUCAGCCCUGCUUUGCAGAACCCUUCGUGA